ACAAUCUUUAUUCUUGGAUUGGCAAGCGAGUUGUCUCUCCCUAUUUAUCUUCUCUCCCUACAGUCCAAGGACCUGGAUGAUGCAUCACUUCUUGGGCUUAUAAAUUCUGUGCCACCAAAAAGUCUGCUUGUCAUUGAGGAUCUAGAAAAUGCCAUCAAGGCACAUUCUGUUCAUUCCUCGUUGCGGAAUGAAUUUCCCAGGGAGAUUGGUGAGGGACGCGAUUCUGGUGUGUCGCUGAGCGCGCUACUAAACGCCAUUGAUGGCAUCGCAAGUAGUGAGGGAAGGCUGCUUAUUAUAACAGCCAAUGACGCCUCGCGUCUGCCAUCGCCAGAUGCGCUCCUGAGACCUGGUCGUGUUGAUCGACGCGUUUCUUUUGGUCCCCUCGAUCCUGAAAGCAUGAAGGAGAUGGUGAAGUCGUUUCAGUCAAGGUCAGCGGAGCCCUUGUUAAAGGGAGCCUUUACACUUUGGGAAAACGGGUGCUUACCCACAGCAGCACCCACCACCCCCGCGGAGCUGCAAAACGAACUCCUCGCCUCCAUCUACAGGAAUGGGCUUACACAUUGA
Trypanosoma cruzi is the source of this 564-nucleotide messenger RNA. Its product is annotated as ATP-dependent chaperone, putative. Gene Ontology annotation, molecular function: ATP hydrolysis activity; ATP binding. The annotation marks the transcript as partial. Lineage: Eukaryota; Euglenozoa; Kinetoplastea; Trypanosomatida; Trypanosomatidae. The record is from RefSeq and is a predicted model, not a curated record. The transcript has a single exon.